GUCCAAGGGCGAUUAAGGGAGGUUUAGCUGGAUAAGGAGAUAAACAUGACGGCGAAACUCCUUCUUCCUCAAAGAGCCACGUUUAAAAGUACUUAAAAGAAAAGCGAAAGAGGGGAAUGUGAAAGCGAAGCCAUGGUGGAAGUGUUCGCCGGCCGCAUUCUACUCAACAAAGACGGUAACUUCGUGGAUCCUGAGGAAGCGCUGAGAAACAAGGUGGUGGGCAUCUACUUCUCAGCAGGAUGGUGCCCUCCGUGCCGCGACUUCACACCGGUGUUGUGCGACUUCUACACGGAGCUGGUUGAGGAGGGCGAACCCCCUGCGCAGUUCGAAGUGGUCUUUGUGUCGUCAGACAAGUCCACCGACGACAUGGUUGAAUACUUCCACGACAUGCACGGUGACUGGCUGGCUCUGCCCUGGACGGACGACUACAGGCUCGAGCUGACGAAGCGCUACAACAUCACGGCCGUGCCCAGGCUAGUGAUCGUGAAGGAAAACGGCGAAGUAAUCACGGACAAGGGCCGAAAGCAGAUCAGAGACAGGGGUUUGGCCUGCUUCCGGACCUGGUUGGACGCAGCUGAAAUCUUCCAGAACUUUAAAGGCUAGAUUGAUGUUUCUCUCCCAGUUACUAAGCUGAGGUACAUAUUUCACAUUGGAAACAUCUUACCACUCAGCAAAAAUGUCACAAAGUGGAUACACAGGUUUAAUUGCUGUAAGUUCUCCAAUUAUUGUUAAAUGAAGAUGAAGUGAUUUUACUGUCACUGUAUGUCGUAGGUAGAUUCCAGAUGAAAUAAUUAUUUUUCAAACCAAUUAAGUGGGCACUAAUUUGUUCAACACCGUCGUUUGGAAUCAUUAAGCCAGAAAACAACAAGGAGGAAGAUUUAGGCUUGAAUGCACUUUAAUCAGGGAUAUUCAAAGUCUGCAGAGUGCAAUAAUAAAAUAAACCAUGAGCUGCUAAAGGUUGGCUACAAAAGUUAACAUUUAAUAUUUUUCAAUGCGAACUGCAGAUAAUGCAAUUCCAUUCUCUUUUCCAAAGCCCAAGUCCUUAAACUCCAGCUACUACUACCCCGCCCUUUUCUCGAUACUUUUGGCCUUCUGGAAUAUUUAAUACCCUAUAAAAGUAUGAAAAACUUUGGGCACCCCUGACAAUUUCUAUUAUUUAAAUUUAUAGAUCAUUGGGUGUUUUGAGCAGCAAUUUCAUUUUGAUGUAUCAAAAUAACGAAGUAAUAUUUCAGAAAUGAAACCAAGUUUGUUGGACAAAUCAUGGAAGAUGUGCAUUAUGCAUCCCAACAAAAUUCCACAGGUGAAGCUCUGCAAACCACAACAAUAAUCCUAUUGAUAAAUGAAUACAGGUAGACCCCAGGUUACGAACGAGUUCCGUUCCUAUGCUGGCGACGUAACCCGAAUUUCCCCGCAAGCCGGAAUUAACCCAUUAAGUACCCCUAAAUACCCACUAAACCUCAAAAUAACUACCCCAAAAAUGUAUUAUACGUCAUAUUAAUAAAAUUUAAAAAAAAAUAAGAUACUGUACUUACCAUCAAUGCUGGUGGAUGGUGAAAAAGGUACAGUGAGUAUGCCGGCUUGUUCACAAGUGGAGACAAAAGUUUCACUGAUGUUUACUCUAGUUUUACUUUUAAACCACAGACAAACUGUAGUGUCUAGUGAACAAACAGGUAAUUCGAUGUGACUUAUGAAGCUUAUUUAGAGCACUGUACUUCCUUAGUAGGAAACAGAAAACAACCUUAUUGGGUGUGCGCUCACUUGAAUUGAACUUCCCAGGAAUUGUACAAUGAUGACAGGAAAACAAAAACAAUGCACGCAAAAUAAAUAAAUAAAAAAAGUUGUAUCAUGUAAAUAUUCAAUUAACCUUAUUGAGACAAUAGCUUUCCUUACUGGCGAAACAAAUAUUUGCAGGGGAAUGUGAACGCUGUUAGACUGAGGAAAAAUACGGAGCUCAAACACACACUGUACACUGUUACACGACUAAAAACAAAACGACUGGAGACAAAAUGGCGGACGAGACUCCGGUGUAAAGUUGAAAUCACGCAAUUCGGCUAACCCAAGGACUACCUGUACAUCUCUGGUAAAUUGACCUUUUACAUACGACAAUAAAUCCAUUCUUAUUCUUAUUUUCAAUAAGUAUGUAUUGGCAUAAAGAAGCCAAAACUGCUGUUGUCUAAAACCUAUGCACUUCAGAGGAACCUCAGGCACAUCUUUUGUGCUACAUGUUUUUUUUUUUUUUUUUUAAUAUAUAUGUCCAGCAUUCUUUGUUAUUUUUUUAAAUACUGUUUCUAUGUGUUAAUAAAAUGAUAUUGUAAUUUCACUGUUUGCUGUUGUGCUGAAGGAGCUUGUGAUGAAAUCUAACGUACAAAUUAUCAAUUCCCUGUAGUAUUGUUAACACACACGGUUGAUGUUAUUAUCGUGCUGGCUCGCUGUAGUGUUAGUUGCAUCGGAUGUGUUUGUGUGUGUGCUGAAUUUGCUGUUGUCUCUCUUAGCAUCCAACAGGUGUGUGUGACAAGUCAGUACAGGCCAUUGCUCUCCAUGGAUUUAUUUUAAAUUCAGCAUUGUCUCUCGAGGACCUGAGUGGCACAGACACUAAAUGUCAACCAUACAAUAUUUAGCCUUCAGAAAUACUAAGUACAAUACCUGUAUGAGAACCCUUUGAAUGAUAUACCCCCCGAAAAUUGGAAAUCCGCGAAGUACAGGUGGAGCUUAUUAACAUAAUUCAUUGUUCAAUGUAUUUAUUUAGAUGUAAGAGAUGUUUUUUCCCCAAAGUAUAAAUAACAAAAAGAACCUUUAUGUCAAUAAGUAUAUUUUAAAAAAAAUGUUUUUUAGGAACUGCAAAUGUAAUAAUUAUGAUAUCAAAGAAAAUGAUUCGAAAAUGUAUACAUGCAUAUGUCUUAACAUUUUUAAAUACUGUAUUUUUUAAUUGAAAGAAAUCUACAAUGGACUGAAGGGGCGAAGUUGAGCGGGAUCACUGUAAUUCCUUUAUUUAAUGUGUAUGAAGUUCUAAUUUAUAUAUGGGGGUCAACAUCUGUAACAGUUACAUACAAAAAAAAAAUUGAGAAUGUUAAUGCAAAAAUGUAUCAACUUGCAGCAUGACUUUUGUUUACUGGUCUGGUUUGAUUUUAAAUGUCUCAAUCACUAGUGCUCAUUGUUUAUAUUUGCACAGAAAUGGUUUUAUUAAUACAGUGUAUCACAAAAGUGAGUACACCCCUGGCAUUUCUACAUAUAUUUAAGU
Messenger RNA from Corythoichthys intestinalis (scribbled pipefish), 3238 nucleotides. It is a transcript of the gene nxnl2, whose product is annotated as nucleoredoxin like 2. The transcript has 2 exons. The record is from RefSeq and is a predicted model, not a curated record. Lineage: Eukaryota; Metazoa; Chordata; Actinopteri; Syngnathiformes; Syngnathidae. Gene Ontology annotation, biological process: sensory perception of smell; photoreceptor cell maintenance; visual perception. Bases 133 to 603 code for a protein of 156 amino acids.